Bemisia tabaci is the source of this 2061-nucleotide messenger RNA. Lineage: Eukaryota; Metazoa; Arthropoda; Insecta; Hemiptera; Aleyrodidae. The record is from RefSeq and is a predicted model, not a curated record.
GCGGGAGGAUCAUGGGUGUGGAGAAGAUCGAGUUGGGAGAGAACGAGAUCUCGCAGGAGGACAAAGCGGCCUGCCUGCUGCGGGAAGAGCUGCGGCUCGUGGCCAAGACGGAACUCAGGGAGGAUGACGCAAUCCGGACGCACGCCCUCAGACAGAUGCGAGACUGGAUCUCCAAACACCCAGACAUCGAGUACUGCCGCACUGACGCCCCAUUCCUGCUGCGAUUCUUGAGGACGAAGAAGUUCUGCAUGCCGCUGGCCCAAGAGAUGCUGGAGCGGUACCUGACGAUCCGACAGAUCUACCCGCACUGGUUCAGCCGAUUCGACGUCCUUGACCCCACUCUGUCCGCCAUUCUCGAUAGCGGGUACCUAAUUCCUCUUCCAGAACGGGACGAAUAUGGAAGGUGCGUUCUUUUGGCAUGCAUCGGGAAGUUUGACCCUCACAAAUACACUUCAGCAGACAUGGCACGAGUACACAGCAUGGUUGUAGAAUUACUCAUGGACGAUCCAGAAAACCAAGUCAGAGGGUAUACAUAUGUGAAUGACGACUCAGGUUUAUCAAUGUCUCACGUUACCUUAUGGAGCCUCAAUGAUCUUAGAAGCAUUAUCCGGUGUAUACAGAAUUCCACGCCCAUGAGGCAUAAGGCUACUCAUUUCUUCAAUGUACCAAAUUUUGCAAACAAAGUAUUCGAUUUUGUCGUAAGUCUCAUGAACGAAAAACUAAAGAACCGGGUUACGUUCCACUCGAACGUAGACGAUAUGAAGCGAGUGAUUGACCCGAAGAUCCUUCCCCGGGAGUACGGUGGAGAAAUUCCCACUGCAGAUUUGAUCUCGCGAUUGAAGAAGCAACUGUUGGAGAAGCGAGAGGAGCUACUGGCGCUGGACAAGAUGAAGAUCAACGUUAGGAAUAAGAAGAUGGAGUUCGAGGUGAACGAUAUGGCCGGCUCCUUCCGCAAGCUUGAGGUCGACUGAUCGUCCCUCCGCGCAUGCUCAGCGCUCAUUGGCCCAAACCGCUCACCCCCGCCGCCGCUCCUCCGGGUUGACGAGGAGUUACCUCAGUGAUCUUACGCGGUCAACAAGGAAAUAGUGAUAAAGACGUCUACAUUAAAUAUCUCGUUACCCGUGUACAUAAUACUGUAAACAUGAUAGUUUCUCAACUGUUUUUUAUAUUAUUUAAUUUUUCUAUUUUUUUAAGCUGUUUUCUUAGAUUUACUUUUAAGAGCGAAUAGACAUACUGUAAUUAUAAUUGAGGUAGGUACUUUUUUAAAAAAUGACUCUUAAUUCCUCGCAAAUUUUGAAUAUAAGUAAACUGCAAUCCGAUCACCACACCGUGGUGAAAAUUCCCUAACAAUCUUGACUUAUUUAACUUUGCAAAAUAUAAAAUUCUCCAAUGAACAAAUCGAAAAUUGCUUGAAAGAGAGUUCCACGGUAUGUACCGCUUGUGGGAAGCCGAUUUAUAGCGUCGAGCAAGUACUUUAACGUAAAAAUUAAAAAGGGAAAAUGGAUUUUUUGUAAAAUUUUGUUGAUAUACGUAACUUCUUUUAAUUUUUAAUUUUUUUCUCUAUUCCAUGAUAGAGGAUCAACUCCUAUAAAACGCUCUUUUAGAAGCAAUUCGUAAUCAUAUAAAGUAAAACAAAAUUAAUAACUCUUAUGAUAGUUUCCUCAGAAAGUCAAAUCGAGUAUACGCUAAAAACAACCCGCUCGAUUCAAAUAUUUUCAAGCCUAAAAAAAUAGGCUGUCGAAACCAAGUCUUCCAGUCUUUCCAACAAGUCAACCAGUUAGUGUACUUAUUCGUGCAAGGUCACUAGCUAUGGUCAAUUUUCAUCGAUCUAAUUUAAAUUACAUAGUUGCAGCUUCGCUCAUUUUAUUCUUCAAAUGUGUAAAAGGCAAAAUUUAAAAAUUAAGACAGUAAGGCACAAUAUUUGUGAUUAAUUAACUUUUGAUUAAGCCUUAAGAUUGUACUUUUCUGUGCUUCUGCGUGUCUGUUGUAUUUCCGUAAAAUGUGGAGUUAAGUUCGACUUCUCCAUUUGCUUUUCUCAGAAUAAAGGAACCUCAUCCUCUA